GGUUGUACUGUACUGUAAUUUUAUCUUGUUUACCAAAAUGAUAACCAAGUGAUUCAUUAUGCCAUGCAGGUGCAAAGUUAGGGUUAGUCUCGGAUGUACUGUAUUUGUUUGUGGAAAACAACCUUGUGUGCUUUUCGGUAAUGUAAACGAUGAUGAAUUUACUCUAAUAUCUUUGUAUUCUCUUCCAUUUCAGGGAAUUUCAGAAGUUGAAGAGAAGAGCUUCUGCCCCAAGCAUAACUCCACUUACAUCGCCUAAAAAACAAACCAAUCGUAUGCAAGCUGAAGGGAACACAGAUAAUGCUGACAAGUCAAGCCCAAUUAGUGUUGAUAAGGAUGGUCGAGAAUCGCCUGAGGGAACUUCAGAUAAUGAAGAAGCAUCAGGGGGUGGUGGAUUUGUUAUGGUAACACCUUCAGCAGUGCCACUUAGGACUCAAACCAUAGGGUCUUCAGCAAAUGUUGAAUUUAAAAAUGGUGUAGAAAACAGUGAGGAAAUUACUGAUGAAGUGCUGGUGCUCAUGCACAGAUAAAUGAAUUGAUAAAUGAUGUAAGUGGAUUUGAAAUGCCUUCAGAAUCUAUUGAAGAUCUGAUACAAGCCAACCAUGGAGGUACACAUUGUGAUUUAAAUAUACAGCUUUCAGAAUCUUUGGAUCAAAGAGUUAGUGUGACUGAGGAAGAGGUGUUGAUAAAGGGAGAAAUAAAUGUAUACGAGUCCUCCACAAUACCAGAUGACGAUGGAGAUGUGGAAAGCGUUGAUGAUUCCUCUGUUAGACAUCAUCACCAGCCUCAGUCAAGAGAUACUAUUCCUGUAAAUGAAAGCACAGGAAACGUAAGUUCAACAGAGAAAUAUCUAGAACAACUAAAGACCGAGGCCAAAACAUUGCUGAGGGCGUCUUCAAAGAGGUGUCCGCCAGAGGCUUUUGAGGAACAUGUAGUGCAGGCCAGUCUUGGCCACAUAAUGCGGAGAAAUUCACGGGUACAGACUGAGGUAGCAACACUGGGUCAAGGUGGCCAAGAACUCUUAGAUGUAGUUGCAACCUCGAUACACAACAUAGCUCCUAAUGUCAUUCUAGCGAAACGUGAG
Molecule: messenger RNA, 1081 nt
Organism: Procambarus clarkii (red swamp crayfish)
Lineage: Eukaryota; Metazoa; Arthropoda; Malacostraca; Decapoda; Cambaridae
Source: RefSeq, a predicted model, not a curated record